Messenger RNA from Cannabis sativa, 764 nucleotides. RefSeq lists its product as uncharacterized. Bases 186 to 569 code for a protein of 127 amino acids. NCBI's taxonomy places the organism in Eukaryota, Viridiplantae, Streptophyta, Magnoliopsida, Rosales, Cannabaceae. The record is from RefSeq and is a predicted model, not a curated record. The transcript has 3 exons.
AAAAAAUUUAGUAAUUUAAAAUAAAAGUACGUUCGGUAAAAUAUUUUAUUUUUUAUUUUUAAAAUUUAAAAUCAAAUUUAUGUAAAUUUUCAAAAACAGAUUUUGAAUGAUUUUAAAAAAAUUUAAAAACACUUUUUUCCUCUUUUCUCGCUUCUCUCUCGCUCUCCAUUACUUCUGCAAUUUCAAUGAUCUUCAAUGGCUUCCGUUCAGUAUUCUCGCCGAAUUCGAAGCUUGGGGUGUCGUUUCUGAAGUACUCGUUUUCGGCGACACCGUCAUUGCCGAAGGUCCAAGUCUUUCUGGCAUUACGCACGGAAGCUCUAUUAGGCGAUGCCGGAUAUUCAUGGCCUUCCUCAGGUGACGGACUACAACAAGAUCAUAAUCUUUCAGGAAAAAAGGAGUUGUUCAAUUAUCGACAUUCGUCUUUGAGAAAUAUCAUCGAGCGGUACUUUGGCGUAUUGAAGGCUCGUUUGUUGGGUUUAGCAUUUCAAGAGAUUAAAUUCGUGAAAUGGCGAAUGUCUAUGAUGAAAUUGCUGAUCAUAUAUGGAUUAUGGAGAGCAAAUCCACAAUGAAGAUAAUGAGUGAAACUUAUUAACAAUUAGAAAUUUUUUAAUAUUUUUCUUCAAGAUUGAAUAAUUAUUAGUUCAUAUUUUAUUAUGACUUUGUCGGUUUUAUGUCAUAGAUAAUGAGUUUCGUGAUUUUAAAUUACUUGAAUUUUUUUAAGAUGUUAAUGAGUAUUUUUUAUUUGAUUUUUUUUUUAUAAUUUU